AAUAAUGAAUAGACACGAACUUGUGAGUUACAUCAAACGACGUCUAGUUAUAAAUUUAAUAUUUUAAAAAAAACAGUAUUGACUGGUUUGUUGAAAAAAAAAUUAAAAACAUCUUUUAAUAAAUUAAUAAUUUUUAUUAUCAAAAUGAUGUUUUUGGUAAAAUUUUUUGUGCUAAUAAUAUUUAUUGGAAUUGAAUUUAAAAAAUGUGAAAGUGCUAGAAUAUUAGGAAUUUUUCCUUUAAAUUCGAGGAGCCAUAUGAUGGUGUUUGAACAACUUAUGAAGGGUUUAGUUAAACGGGGUCAUCAAGUUGAUGUUGCCAGUACAUUUCCACUUAAAAAACCAUAUCCAAAUUAUACUGAUAUUGUAUUGUCAUCACCUCUGCCAGCACUGGUUAACAAUGUUGAUUAUGAAAGAGCUCAAGGUUUUGUUAAUAAUAAUUUGGUACAUUUUUUAGCAACACAAGCUGGAAAUUUACUCUGUGAAAAAGGAUUUGAAAAUCCUGAAUUACAAAAAAUCAUACAAAAUCCACCAAAAGAUCCACCGUAUGAUUUAGUAAUGACCCAGAUAUUUUCAGCAAAUUGUUUUUUGGCAUUUGGACAUCAUUUAAAAGUACCAACAAUUGGUUUAAGUCCAACUCCAAUGUACCCAUGGAUCAAUGACAUGAUUGCUAAUCCAGAAAACUUGGCAAUCGCACCAAAUGGACUAUUAAAUUACACUGAAAAAAUGACAUUUUUUCAACGUGUUCAUAAUGUCCUACAUACAGUUUAUAAAAAACAUUAUUUUAAUUAUUAUUCAUCUGAACAAACGGAAAUAAUUAGAAAACAUUUUGGUGAAGAUACACCAAGUGUUAGAGAAUUAGAAAAAAAUAUGGCACUUAUUAUUGCAAAUACUCAUCCAAUUUUAAAUGGCAUGAUACCAAAAGUACCAGGUCUCAUUGAUGCUGCUGGACUACAUAUUUAUGAUGAUCCACAACAAAAACUUCCAAUUGAUGAUAAAAAAUGGCUAGAUGAAAGUACUGAUGGAUUUAUAUACUUUACAUUUGGCUCGAUGAUUAAUAUUGAAACAUUUCCAAAACAUGUUAUUGAAACAUUAUACAAAUCAUUUAAAAAAUUAUCACCAAUUAGAGUAUUUAUUAAAAUUAAUAAACCCGACAAAUUACCACCUGGUUUACCAACAAAUGUACGUACAUUUUCAUGGAUUCCACAAAUAAAAGUACUCAAGCAUAAAAAUAUUCGUGCAUUUAUAACACACGGUGGAUUGAUGAGUACCCAAGAAGCAAUAACAUAUAAAGUACCAAUGAUUGGAAUGCCAGUAAUUGCUGAUCAAUUCCUCAACAUUGAUCAUUAUGUUAAAAAAAAUAUUGCCAUUAGAUUGGAUUAUGCUGAUAUUACCGAAGAGAAAUUUGAUUUUACGUUGAAUGAAAUUCUCAAUAAUCCAAUUUAUCGAGAUACUGUCAGUGAAGUUUCAAGAAAAUUUUUAGAUCGACCUUUAAGUGCAAUUGAUACAGCAUGUUACUGGGUUGAAUAUGUUAUCAGAAAUGGUGAUAAAACACUCAGAUCACCAGCUUACGAUUUGUACUGGUGGCAAGUUCAACUUCUUGACGUUUACAUGGUACUUUUUAUUAUUUCAAUAAUGAUUUUUAUUGUUAUCGCAGUAUUUAUACGUUUUAUAAUAAAACUAGCAAUUAAUUAUAAACAAAAAAAUUGUUUAUUAUCAAAUAAUAAUAUGGAAGGAUUUAGAAUAUUGAUGGUGAUAUUUGGGAGUUUAUUUGUGAUUCCAAUUGACAGUUAUAGAAUAUUGGCAAUAUUUCCAUUUCAAUCACGAAGUCAUCAAAUGAUGUUUGAUGGAAUAACCAAGGGAUUAGCUAAGGCUGGACAUCAAAUUGAUGUCAUGACAAUUUAUCCAUUAAAAAAUCCACCAGCUAAUUAUAGCAUUGUAGUUAAUCUUCAGGAUAAAGUUGAGAGUUUAGUUAAUAAAUGGGACGUGUCAUUUGCUACAAAUUUGGGUGAUGAUACUUUGCCAAUAAUUGCUGAACCAUUUGGCAAUGGUAUUUGUGAAUUUUUAGGUCUACCAGAAAUGCAAAAAAUUAUUAAAAAUCCACCAAAAAAUCCAGCCUAUGAUCUUGUUAUUGUUGAAUCAUUUGGAGCUAAUUGUUUUAUUGGCCUUGGAUAUGUAUUAAAAGUUCCUGUUAUCAUGGUUAGUUCGACAAUUGAUUUACCCUGGCUAGAUGACGCACUUGGACAGCCAACAAAUACAGCAUUUUUUCCAGCAAUGUUUACGGGAAAUGCUCCUCCAAUGUCAUUCAUUACACGUUUUUUAAAUACAAUUAAAAGUCAUAUUAAUAUUAUUCGUUAUCGAUAUAUUACUGAUACCGUACAAAAUUCACAAAUGAAAAAAUAUCUGGAUCCAAAUAUUCCAUCAUUGCAAGAGCUGGAAAAAGAUGUUGUAUUAGCACUUGUUAAUUCUUUUCACAGUUUAAGUGGUGUCAGACCAGUUGUACCAAAUAUCAUUGAAGUUGCAGGAUUACAUGUUGAAUCAAAUUAUAAUCCACUGUCAAAGGAAUUGGAACAGUGGUUGAAUGAAAGUACAUCAGGAGUAAUUUACUUUACUCUUGGUUCAAUGGUUAACAUUGAAACAUUUGAGGAGAAAACGAUGAGAGCAAUUUACUCGGUAUUUGAGAAAAUUGCUCCAGUACGAGUACUCAUGAAAGUGGCUAAUAAAGACAAGCUUUUACCUGGUCUUCCUGCUAAUAUUAAAACGUCAUCUUGGAUUCCUCAAGUUGCUGUUUUAGCACAUAAAAAUACAAGAGCAUUUAUAACUCAUGGUGGACUUAUGAGCUCUCAAGAAGCAUUAACGUAUGGUAUUCCUAUGAUUGGUAUUCCACUUUUUGGUGAUCAACAAGCAAAUAUUAUGUUUUAUUCACGACGCAAUAUGGCUUUAUCAUUAAACAUUAGAAAUUUAACUGAAACGGAAUUAUUUAAUGCAGUUAACGAAAUACUUAAUAAUCCGAAAUACAAAAAAGCUGCUGAAUUUCAAUCAGCUAGAUUUUUAGAUCGUCCAAUGUCUGCGCUAGACACAGCAAUUUAUUGGACAGAGUAUGCAAUAAGAAAUGGACCUAAUUCUUUGAGGUCACCAGCAGUCGAUAUGUAUUGGUGGCAAGUGGCUCUUCUUGAUGUCUACUUAUUUAUAUUAUUUUUAAUUGUAACAUCAAUUUACACAAUACUUCAAAUAAUUAAAAUUUUCAUGAAAUUAUUUUCGUUAAAAUCAGUUAAAUAUACUAAUGAUUAUUUCAAUACAACAAACGAAAAUAUUUUAAAAAUGUGGUCAAUCAAUAUAAUUGUAAUUUAUUUAAUUGCAACUGUGUAUAUUAAUACGAGUACAGCAUUAAAUAUACUUGGUGUAUUUCCAGUGGCAGGUAAAAGUCACUUGAUUGUCGGUGAAGAAAUAUUAAAAACACUGGCAUCAAAAGGACACAAGGUCGAUGUAAUUUCACAUUUUCCACAGAAAAAUAAUAUACCAAAUUAUACAGAUAUUAAUAUUUCUGGCACAGUUCCAUCAUCUGUCAAUAACAUGACAUUUCAACAGACUCAAUCUUCAACUGGAUUAAAAUAUGCUCUUCAUUUAAUAGGAGAAAAACUUUGUGAUUUAUUGGAACAUCCUGAGUUCCAAAAAGUAUUAAAAAAACCAAAAAAAUCAUAUGAUGUAAUUAUUGUUGAGUUGUUUUUUGCACAGUGCUAUUUGGCACUUGGUCAACACUUGGAUGCACCAGUUGUUGGACUAGUAGCAUCAAAAAUGCAUGACUGGUUGUAUACACCAUUUGGGAAUUCUUUUAAUCCAUCAUACAUUGCAAGUCUCAUGACUGGUCAUACUCAACAGAUGACUUUUACGGAAAGAUUUAUCAAUACGUAUUUUUAUUAUUCAUUAACGUGUCAAUUUAAUUACUACUUGGAGAAUCAAUCUCAUAAAGUUAAAAAAUAUUUUAAUCGAAGUUUGUCAUCAAUACAAGAACUCUACAGUGAUGUUUCGAUUGUACUUGUAAAUUCACAUUACAGUAUAAAUGAAAUUAAACCACAAACACCAGAUAUCAUUGACAUUGGAGGUCUUCAUGUAGAUUCAAAAUCAGAAUUAACACCGGAUUUAAAAAAAUGGCUUGAUGAGAGUGAGGAGGGCUGUGUUUACAUUUCAUUUGGAUCGAUGGUACAAAUUGAAACACUACCUGCUGAUAAAUUAGAGGCAUUUUAUGAAACAUUUAAAAAAAUAUCACCUGUACGUGUACUUAUGAAAAUAGCAAAACCCGAAAUGUUACCUUCUGAUCUUCCAAAAAAUGUUAAAAUUUCAUCUUGGUUACCACAAAUUGCUAUAUUAAAGCAUAAAAAUACCAAAGCAUUUGUUACACAUGGAGGUUUAAUGGGAACUCAAGAAUCGAUUGCUUGGGGUGUACCACUAGUUGGAAUUCCUUUAUUUGGUGAUCAACAUGCAAAUCUUCAAAGUUAUGCGAGCAAAAAAAUUGCUAUAGUUAUACAGGUUGAAUCAUUUAAUGCUGAAAUUUUAACAAAUUCAAUUCAGACUGUACUAAAUGAUCCUGAAUACAGAAAUAAUGCAAAAGAAAUUAGUCGUCUUUUUAUGGAUCGACCAAUGAGUCCAAGAGACACGGCUGUUUAUUGGAUCGAGUAUGCAGCAAGACAUGGUAAUCGUUUAAAAUCACCAGCAGUAAAAUUAACCUGGUGGCAAUUUUAUUUAUUGGAUGUGUAUGCCUGUAUCUUGGCAACUGUUAUUAUCAUAAUAUAUAUUUCAAAAAAAUUACUAUGCUUUGGAUUUAGAAUUUGUUUUUCUAAAAACAAAGAUGAUUCUAAAAAAUCCAUAGUUACUAAAAAAAAUAAAUAA
Aphidius gifuensis is the source of this 4884-nucleotide messenger RNA. RefSeq lists its product as uncharacterized. Bases 145 to 4884 code for a protein of 1579 amino acids. Gene Ontology annotation, molecular function: UDP-glycosyltransferase activity. The record is from RefSeq and is a predicted model, not a curated record. The transcript has 16 exons. NCBI's taxonomy places the organism in Eukaryota, Metazoa, Arthropoda, Insecta, Hymenoptera, Braconidae.